AUGGUCUUUUCAAAUCUUAAGACCGUUCCACUACCACCGCUUUUUGCCUUUUUCAUCUAUUUCACGCAUGCCAUAGCCACUCCGGAGAACACGGAUAUGAGCGGCUUACUCCAGGAACUUAAGUCGCAAAAGGAUGAUAGACCGAUGUUCCGGCUUGACAUGCACUUUCUCCCUGGGGAGAAAGCCGUUCGGGAGAACUACAAGAAACAAGACCAAGUGUUCAAAAUGCGUCGACGUUAUGACGUUCACCCACCACCUGGAACCGAUUUUGAGCUCCCCGUGAUGGUGAGGAAGUAUGACGAUCUGGGACAGGCGCUAUUGAUUUGUUCGAAAAAAAGGCCGGCGUAA
Molecule: messenger RNA, 348 nt
Organism: Aspergillus glaucus CBS 516.65
Lineage: Eukaryota; Fungi; Ascomycota; Eurotiomycetes; Eurotiales; Aspergillaceae
Exons: 1
Coding region: 1-348 (115 amino acids)
Source: RefSeq, a predicted model, not a curated record